AUGGAAGCAGUAGGGCUAGGGCUGGCUGUCGUGACAGCCUUCAAGGAGCUAUACUUGACAGUGAAAUUUAUCCAUCGACUAGUUUUCAGCGCAAAACAUUACAAGGUGGAAAAAGAGGAUUUGCGGCAAGAAUUCCACCUUGAAGUCCUCUAUCUGCAAAGCUUUGGGCAGCUUUUGGUAGAGAAUAAGGGUAUUUUGAAGGAAAGCCAUCUCAAUACUGCUUGGCUGCGAGAAAUACAUGCCAUUUUUGAAAGACUACGACUCCAUUGUGGCGAUCAUGCAAAAUUGGCUGCGGCUCAAGACAAUGACUACCAGUCAUAUUCUCCAUAUUUGAAUCAUUCCACAGCCGUGUCAGGGGUUAUCGAAUUCGAAUUUGAUAUCCCUUCCGAGCCUCACGAGAUAAAAAAGUUUUUGGAACUUACAACGCUGAAAAGAUUCAGUUUUGGGUGGUUUACCACUAUACGGCCAUCGGCAAAUUGGGACUCCUGGAAAUGGGCCCUGUUUGAGAGACGGAGGUUCGAACGCUUUGUGGCUGAAUUUCAGAAAUGGACAGCCAAGAUCAAAGACCUAGUACCAUUGAUGAUGGCGUUGAAUCCACAUUAUGAUAAUUCUUUGGUCCUGGACAAGCUGAUCACAAAUGAGCAUUCUCGUCGGGUUGGAGUGGCACCUCACGCAUCACUUCGACGUUUAGCUAUCGAACCAGGACUGGACCAAACAAACUUCUUUAUUGAAAAUGUUAAGCUAGAUGCUCCUCUGGAAGCCGAGUGUCUAACUGUUGCAAAUCUGGUGAACACUUCCGAUACACAUCCAGAGCCCGAGAAAGUGCUUGUUGAAUAUAAACGAUAUGGCAGUGACACUGAUGAUGUCGAUAUCGAAAGUGAUCAUCAGACAGAGGAAAGAGUCCAUCAAUUAGCCAGUCUUCUCUCCUCAGCCGGGACACACGGCCUUCAUACUCUGGAAUUUCGUGGUCUAAUCAACCAAUCCGAGGGGAAGCGAUACGCAUUUCUCUUUAACUUCCCUCCCCCAUCAUCAUCGGAUCGGGUCCCAACCUCCCUACACUCACUAAUGUCGAGACAUACCACAUUAAGAAUGUCGCUUCCCCAGCGCUUCCGGGUUGCAAAGGAUGCCGUGACUGCAGUGUCUGCCUUUCAUGCGGAUGGUUGGGUUCACAAAUCAAUUCGCAGUCAUUCCAUUGUUUUCUUUCCAACGAUCACUUAUAAUUCGUCUUCAUCCCCUAUCCAAAAUGAAGUUACGUUCGGUGACUGCUAUUUAACCGAUUUCGAAUUUGCUCGACCAGAAACCGCACAAACACAGUACACGUUUGAUAAUCAUCUCGAGAAAAUCCUGUACCGGCAUCCGGAUCGUCAGGGGCCUCCGACGGUUAGCUUUCGAAAAAUCCACGACAUCUACGCCCUAGGGGUGGUUUUGCUAGAGAUUGGUGUCUGGCAGACAGCGUUGAGCAUCUAUCAGCAAGCACAUAAGAAAUUAAAGCCUGGAGUUACGAUGAGUCCUCGGGGUAUUCAAAACCUGUUUAUUGAAAUUGCAAGGAGACAGUUGCCGCAUCAUAUGGGGCCAGCAUAUCGUGAUGCAGUUGUCAAGUGUCUUUUAGGUACUGGUUUUGGCGAGGAAGAGAAUUGGGUGAUGACUUUUUAUGAGGAAGUAGUGCAGAAUAUUGACGUUGGGAAGUUGCAGUGA
Messenger RNA from Talaromyces rugulosus, 1695 nucleotides. RefSeq lists its product as uncharacterized. The coding region runs from base 1 to 1695 and encodes 564 amino acids. The record is from RefSeq and is a predicted model, not a curated record. The transcript has 2 exons. NCBI's taxonomy places the organism in Eukaryota, Fungi, Ascomycota, Eurotiomycetes, Eurotiales, Trichocomaceae. Gene Ontology annotation, molecular function: protein kinase activity; ATP binding. Gene Ontology annotation, biological process: protein phosphorylation.